Messenger RNA from Panonychus citri (citrus red mite), 2630 nucleotides. RefSeq lists its product as uncharacterized. The transcript is spliced from 6 exons. The record is from RefSeq and is a predicted model, not a curated record. NCBI's taxonomy places the organism in Eukaryota, Metazoa, Arthropoda, Arachnida, Trombidiformes, Tetranychidae. The coding region runs from base 526 to 2136 and encodes 536 amino acids.
ACGUAAACAACAAAAGGAUUAAAUUAAAUCUCAAUUUUCAUCACCAAUCAGACCAAUUGGAAAAGUUAAUUCAUUUGUUUUACUAGAGAUCUUUGAUUCUAAUUGUUAGAUGGUCAACCUUUCCUCUAAUCGUUGGUCAAAAAUUUACCUCUUCCUUUUCCUCUCCAUUCCAAACAAUGGACAUUUUGUCUCUCCAUCUCUCUUUACUUUUCUCUCUAAAUUGUGUUUCUACAAAUUCUAUUCUAUUUAAUUAGUUGUUUUUUUUUCUCUCAUCGAAAUUAUUAUUCUAUUAUCAUCAUAAUCAUCAUCAUAAUCAUCAUCAUCAUCAUUUUUGUCUUCAUUUGAUUUCCAUUGGAUUUUCCUACCGGUAACAUUUUCCAUCACCAACUAAAAGUCAAUAGUUACUAAUAUUUAUGCAGCUAUUUGAUUAUUCAUCUUACAUUCUGGUUGAUUAUUUUGUUAACUUCUGUCUCUUAUCAUCAUUGUCUUCCAAUUUUGAUAUUAUUCACCAUCUUUGGGAUCUCCAUGCAAAGUGAUUGUGAAAACUUGACCAGUUUCCAUUAUCCAUCAAUGACCAGGUUAUCAACUCUUUUGACCUCUUCUUCCUCGGCUUCAUCAACAUCUGAUCCAAUCCAAGCCGAAUCAACCAUAACCACCACAAGUACCACCGUCACCUCAACCUUGAUGGAUUCUGUUAAAUGUCCAACAUCAAAUUUACCACCGACAUCAACGGUUACCAAGUCAAGUUCACUAUUUGGUACUCGUAGUCUUUGGGGGUUUAAAGAUAACCUUUUAUCCGGAUUAUCAUCCCGACUUGAAGCCUUCCAAUCCAGUUUCACCGAUAAUGGGUCGAACUCUGACCCUUCAAAGAGCUACAUUAACAACUCUCCCCUUGGAUCAACUACAGGUUCUCCCUGUGCAAAUAAACAACGUCGUCGACCCAAAAUACGUUCAAUUUUUGGUCAACCAGAAAUGAUGACAAUUCCCAUCGUCCAAUCAUCAUCAUCAAUGCAAAGAUCCAAAGAUACAUCAAUGGAUUCUCUAGAUACUCUGGACAGUGGUCAUUCUAUGGGUGGAUCAAGUUGUGUCUCCGUGGCCGAACUUCGUAAUCUAGAGAUACAUGAUACCCUUAAACCCUAUCGAACCGGUGAAUCGAUUGGAAUUGGCAGUGGACAGGAAACAUCAUUAGAAUCUUCUGAAGCUGAAGAUGAGGGUAACAACGAUCGAUUAAGAUUAAGGAUUCCUCGAAGACCAAGAGGUAUUGAUCUCAACAAUUUAAAUUCCAAUUCAAAAAUUUCAUCCCAAUCAAAUGGUCAAUCAACUAUGGUAGAUAAAUGCUCCGCUAAUCCAUGGACAUCAAAUUGUGACUACAAUUCUGAUGGUACCGAUGACGAUGAAGAGGUUAAAAUUUUCAUGGAAAAUUUUGUCGAUAAGAUUUUCUCUGACAGUUCAUCAAUUACCCUGCCAGAGAAAUCAUUGUUUGGAGCUUAUGCUCGAACAGACAAAGGAAGGUUACUCUUUUCUCGUUUCAUAAAUGAAAAGAGAGUUUACCAAAAGCAAGUAACUGAAAGUACCUUUUACAGUUUGGUUCAAUAUUUUGCUAUAAUUUUAUUCGAAUGCUCAGAAUCUGAUGAUUUCUCACCAGCCAAAACAAUAUUGAAUAUGUGUUUCACCUUUUACCAUGAACCAACGUUGGCUCAGGUUAAUCCAUUUCAAAACUAUUCCAAUCAACAAGUUCAAAGCUCACAACGAAAAAAUUCAAUCAAUGAUUAUAAUAAUAUCUCCGCUCGUCAAUAUCUCUAUCAAUACCUGAAAGAACAACCAAUCUGGCGAUCUCAUCGUUUCUGGUCCGCUGCUUUUUUUGAUUCCGUCAUUUGUGAGAAAGCAAAAAGUCCCAUUCAUGAGAGAUUAUUGUCAAAAAAUAUCACUCAAAAUGAGAGAGAUGAAGAAGCUCAAUUACAAGAAAACACCGUUUUCGGACAACUUGGGGCUUUCACUUAUUACAUCAAAGAGUUUGGAUUGUCCGAAAAAUUUUGCUUAGAGUUUUUAAAUAAACAAGCAGCAAUUGGAAAUCUAUCCAAAGAUCAAACAUUUACUCUCCGUCAAAAUGUGGCCUCACUUUAUGUCAAUCAAUGAAAGAGAGAUACAAAAUAUCCCUGUUAAUUGUUACGAUAUAUGAGAGAGUCAAAAAAAAAAUUAAAACUAAUUGUUAAAUUGUUUUGCCUGAAAAAAAUUAGCUAAGUUAAUCAAUCAAAGUUUAAUUACGAUCCAAUUAACCAGUGUGAACAUGUUGAAGUAAAUUGGACAUGAAAAGAAAAAGAAAAUUAUAAUAAUUGUGACAAUUUACAACCUACGAUAAUUAUCAUGACAACAAUUAAUUCUCCUGACAAUUAAUUGUGAAUACCAAUCAAUUUAUUUAAUCAAAAAAAAAAUGAUAAUAUUAUUAAUCAUAUAAAACCAUAGCAAUAAUUAGUAUUUAUAUGUUGCUGUUAUUAAACAAAUUGAAUGUAUCAAUUUGUUGUAAGUAUGAAAGAAAAAAACUUUAUCAUCUUAAUUAAUAUGAAUAAUUGUAUCAAUUGAAAUAAUUAAAAUAAUUAAAAGUAAACAAUUAACUUUUUAUAUUAACGAAA